This is a messenger RNA of Limulus polyphemus (Atlantic horseshoe crab), 1245 nucleotides long. RefSeq names its product organic cation transporter protein-like. Gene Ontology annotation, cellular component: membrane. Gene Ontology annotation, biological process: transmembrane transport. NCBI's taxonomy places the organism in Eukaryota, Metazoa, Arthropoda, Merostomata, Xiphosura, Limulidae. The coding region runs from base 386 to 1024 and encodes 212 amino acids. Gene Ontology annotation, molecular function: transmembrane transporter activity. The record is from RefSeq and is a predicted model, not a curated record. The transcript is spliced from 9 exons.
CUAACCUUAUCUAAUCAGAGUUUUUUUGAAUGAAGAUUUCCACAAUUGUCCAAUUGAACCUAGUCAGGUAAGACAUAAUCUUUUUGUUUUGCUUUUAAGCCUGAUGUUUUAGGAAAGUUACUGGAAAAUAUCCAAAUCGAUCACAAGAUCAAUGCAGUUAAGCGAUCUCUUCUGGGAUUUAAAGAAAAUGGUGACCAAUUGGAUUUUAAGGAAGUGAUCUAUCUGUGUUACUUAUAUCUUCAAAAGAUCACCAGUUUAGAAAAAUGGGCAACACUUUUAAAAGUUACACCAAGAUACCCGAAAACGAGGAAGAAAGGGAAUCACAAGGAAGUGGGACUUAGUUUGCUCCAGAGAAUGGCUGGUUUCGCUCAGUCAGUCCAUCUAUAUGGCAGGGUUCAUGGUGGCAGUGUUUGUGUUUGGAUCAUUGUCCGAUAGGAUAGGUCGUCGUCCAGUUAUCCUGGUGUGCCUCGCAAUUAACGUUGUUUUUGGUGUGGCGAUUCCUUUCUCUACAAGCUAUCUGAUGUUUACCUUUCUAAGGUUUUUCUCUGCUCUGGGGGCUUCAGGUGGCUUCACAACAGGUUUUGUUCUCUUAAUGGAAGUUUUAGGUCCAGCACAUCGAGCCAUCUUGGGGGUAGCGGUAAACUUAGGUUGGUCUGCAGCUUACGUUUUACUCGGUGGUCUGGGUUGGUUACUUAAAGAUUGGACUUACAUCCAACUGUCCAUCAGCGUACCUUGUGUGGCCACAGUCUUAUACUGGUGGUUUCUUCCCGAAUCUCCCCGUUUACUACUCACUCUAGGGAAGUAUGAUGAAGCAGAAAUGCUACUUCGAAAAGCCAUGACAGAAAAUGGCAAGGAUAUAUCUGAUCUCAAAACCGUUCUUGAAAAUCUCAUGGUGCAAAUUAAAAAGGAAAAUGCGACAAAAACUCGCGGGACGGCUUUAGACCUACUGAAAACGCCUAAUAUGAGAAAGAAAACGCUCAACAUUUAUUUAUGCUGGUUUGUCACCGCGUUGUAUAUUAUAUAGUUUUGCCCCAAGCCAAUUACCUAUAAGGUUACACUAUGCUGCCAUCUAGUGUCGAAUGUUACGAGACAGCCGAGCACACGAACUUAAUUUAUAAGUGUGGAUAUAGUUUGAUAAUAUUAAUGUGUUUACAGAUGUAGAGCACUCGUAGGUUUAAGUUGUAGCUAGGAAACAGAACCAUCUGUAUAAGAAUAAUUCUUAAUAAAGCAAGUUUUGUCGGUGAA